Paramisgurnus dabryanus is the source of this 2904-nucleotide messenger RNA. RefSeq names its product dynein regulatory complex subunit 9 (gene drc9). Gene Ontology annotation, biological process: sperm axoneme assembly; cilium organization. The record is from RefSeq and is a predicted model, not a curated record. Gene Ontology annotation, molecular function: protein binding. Lineage: Eukaryota; Metazoa; Chordata; Actinopteri; Cypriniformes; Cobitidae. Gene Ontology annotation, cellular component: cytoplasm; sperm flagellum.
AUGUAACGUCAACACUGUUCAAUACACGUUUGUCUCCUGAGGUUUUCACACGGUGAAUAAAAAAAAGACUUAAGUACAGUAGUAACCUACAAACCAUUGGUUAAAUUACACUCUAACCAUAGCUCUCGCGGUAUUUUGAUGUCAGACGCUGAUCCGUCUGCGAUGCCACGUUUAGAGGUCGAACACAUGCGUCGUUGUCAUGACAGUACGAUUUGCGUCUUUUCUCUAAAGCUUGAGCUACUUGUUGAUUUUUUGAAGGUUAAAAAAGUUGUCUUUUUUGACGUGUGUUUAUUAAUAGUGAUCAGUAUGAUGUCUUUAGAUGUUAUUUGGUCGUGUGCUUUGCUGCAGGACUGCGCUGAUCAGCUGUCAGUUUUAGACAAUAUCAUGCGACCUGGAGCCGACACUCGAAGUAUUAGGAAGUUCAACCUGAAAACAGCUCAACAAGGACUGAAGGAUGGGAGUACAUUGUCUGAUAUCAGAUCACAGGAACAACUCCGCUUUGAAAGCCCACUUACUCCUGACGACCUAGUCAAAGUGCAGGGGGACAGGCAGUUUGUUUCAGAGGUCAUCAAUGGGUUAAUAGUCGAGCUUUGGGAGAAAAACACUUUUCAGAGUUUGUUUUCAGCGGUGGAGGAGGAGAGGAAGAUAAAAGCCCAACUUCUCGACAUUUUAAUGAGAGAUGAAGAACGUCGCAUCAGGAUCAAAACUCUCCAAAAACACUUACUGGAUAUCUCCAAGGAGAAAACAGAGGAGUGUGAGAGACUUAAGGAAUCAAUUGCUCACCUGAGGCACCAGGUAGAAAACAUGAGGAUGAGGACAGAAUGUCAGAGGACAUUUGUGAAGAGCUGUGCCAAACAACUGGUCUGUCAGGGACAGAAAACCAACAGUCACAUAGAGAAAGAGCUGGAAGAUGAAGUCAUGAUGACAGCGGAGAAAAGAGAGGAAGAAGAAAAGGUAUACAUGGAAUUGGAGGACUUCCUAAAAAGUCAACAUGCAAGCUUACAUGAGCAGAUGCAGAAUUGGACGAUGCGAUACGAGAAAGACUUGGAAAAAAAAGAGCAAGAGCUGACUGCUUUACGAAACAAAAAAGCCAACAACCUGGCACAACUUCACGAGCUCUCUAAGAAGUGCAGAGACAUGCAGCAGGUUAAUAUUGAAGACAGGAGGCAGAAGGAAGAGAUGCGUGUACAGCUGGAGACAGAGCAGAGGGAGAGAGAUGCUGCGAUUAAAAUUCAGUCCUGGUGGCGGGGAACUGUUGUGCGCAGGGGACUUGGCUCUCCUAAGAAAACUGAUAAAUCCAAGCCUAAAAAAGGCAAGAAGAAGAAGAAAUGAUUGCUGGGAUCGUGCUGUCUAUACAAUAUAAAGAGCAAAGGAUUAUUUAAAGAGCCCCUAUUGUCUGAUUCACUCUUUUUCAUUUCCUUUGGUGUGUAAGUGUGUAUUAGUACAUGUUAACAAUAUGCAAAAGGUACAAACCCCAAAGUAAACGAUGAUGCAAGUAUGUAAAUGACUUUUCUUGGACUACAACAAACACAUGGAUUCUAGGCAACAGUUUACUUCCUGGGAUUGGUGAUGUAGACAGUAGUGAUGUAGUACUCGAGUCUGAGACCGAUUUAUGCUUUUUCGGACUUGUUCCUUCAAAGACUCAGUCUUGACUCGGUCUCGGACUCAUAAUUUUAGACUGAGUCCUCAAGACCAACGCAUUUUUUUAUGUUCAUAUAAAAAAAUCACACAACACAUAACAAUAAUAAUAAAAUGCAAUGUUGACGGGCAUUAUUUGAAAAUGACAUCCCAUGGUGCAAUGGAAAGAUACUGCCAUCAGAGCCGUUUAUUUAUCUCUAGAAAAAUAAGCAGAAGAUGAAUGAUAGUACAAGCAUAGUCCAUAUUAAGACGUUAAAGGGGACAAAGAAUGAAAAACCAUUUUUACCUUGUCUUUGUUGAAUAAUGGUAGUCUACCCGCAUUCACGAACAUACAAAAAGUGCUAGACAUGCUAAACAUCUCAGUCUCAUAGAAGUUCCUCUUUUAGAAAUGUCAGCCAGAAAACGGCCCAAUCUGAAAAACUGAUGCUUAUGACAUCACAGGCAUCUAACUGCCCCUCCACUUUAAAAUAAUUGGCUACAUUUUUUGAGUGGCAGCAAAGUAAGCCAAUCAGUAAUGAGAUUGCAAGUUAAGCCAGUAGAGGGAGCCAAAUAGGUGCAAAACCACUUGUUUAAAAUCCCCCACCCUAACAGAGCUAUCUGAGAGAGGUUUUUAGAAAGUUUCUAAGGCAUUACAGACCCAAACAAAUUUUUUUUGUCUACAUGUCACAUCACAGAACAAGGAUAAAUACCCCGUUCAAUCAUUCUAUGUCACCUUUAAGACUGUUCCUCUAAACAAUUCCCUAAAAUCUAGCUUAGUCUAUAGGCCUAACAGUUGAUUAUUAACUGGGGUGAUAUUAAAUCAUGAAUAUGAAAAUAUGUUUUUAUGGUCUUGGUCUCGACUUGGUUUCGACUCCUAAAGGACUCGGUCUCAACUUUGACUUGCUUCCUCAAAGACUCUGUCUUGACUCGGACUUGAUUGUAUUUGAAAACCAAUGGACUCGGUCUUGACCCUUCAAAGACAGACAUUAUCAUAAUUCCUCCCGCUUCAGACUCACAGCCUUUAAGUUAACUCCUGUUAGCAUUGCAUUGUGAGCGAAUCUUUCAAACAUGGUAACGAGCGUCACAUUUCCGGCUGACUUCAGAGGUAUUCAGGCCAAUCAUAACGUACAGAUUAGCUGGCCAAUCAGGGCCAUUAUACCAAAUACACAAAAAAAGUAAUUUUUUAUCAAUGAAAUGUGCCCUUUAAAUGACAGAGAAGUGAAAAGAAAAUGUGUUUUCAAGUUUUUAUUAGCAUAAAACAGUAAUUUUCUGUUAAAGGCUCCUGAG